UAUGGAUUGUAAACCGGGGACAUGAUAUCUAUGAAGAAAAAAGAAAGCUGCAGAGAGUUUGUUGGUGAUCAAUGAGUCACGCCUGUUAAACUUCUACCAAGACUAGGUUGACAAGAGCGACUAGGGUAGCUGUUAUGUAUAUCCAGGAAGAAGAAGACAUAAGGAAAGGUCCAUGGACCUUAGAGGAGGAUAUGCUUCUCACCAACUAUAUAAACCUCUGUGGUGAAGGUCGUUGGAAUUCUGUAGCCAAAAAUUCAGGACUGAAGAGAAGUGGGAAAAGCUGCAGGCUGAGGUGGAUCAAUUAUCUAAGGCCUGAUCUAAAGAGAGGAAACAUUACUCCACAAGAAGAACGCCUGAUCAUAGAUCUUCAAAACCGAUGGGGGAACAGAUGGUCAAGAAUUGCAAGGCGUUUACCCGGGCGAACAGACAAUGAAAUUAAGAACUACUGGAGGACAAGGAUUAAAAGGAAGCUCGGCACUGGAAAUCCAUCAUCAGAACAUUCAAUUGAUUCUAGCUCUAUUUCAAAUCCAUUUCUCAUGCAAAACAGUGAAUUUGAAAGGUACAGAGUGUCUCAGGCUAUCGUCCAGCAAAAUGAAGCACUGAACAAGACAGUGCUUCAUUUUGGUGAACAGCCAAAAGAGGAUUUUGUACUUAACCCAAUUGAUUCAAUCAAAAUACCAAGCGAACCAAACCAGUUGGAGGGCAGUAGUGGAGUAUUUGAAACUACAACUAUGCCUUUUGAACUGGAUUGGUUUGCAGCCAUGGUAUCUGAGUUAUAUGCAGAUACAACGGAACAUGGAGGAAUGUCCCAAUUCAUCAAAUUUUAAUGUACCCACGAAUAGAAUUUUACUUUCCAUGGUAUCAAAAACCUAAUUUCCAUGGUAUCAGAUAGAAGAUAGAGAGAGAAAGGAAACUGGGAUUGACAUAGGUUUUACAGU
Cryptomeria japonica (Japanese cedar) is the source of this 938-nucleotide messenger RNA. Its product is annotated as MYB-like transcription factor EOBI. Gene Ontology annotation, cellular component: nucleus. The coding region runs from base 135 to 827 and encodes 230 amino acids. The record is from RefSeq and is a predicted model, not a curated record. Gene Ontology annotation, biological process: regulation of DNA-templated transcription. NCBI's taxonomy places the organism in Eukaryota, Viridiplantae, Streptophyta, Pinopsida, Cupressales, Cupressaceae. The transcript is spliced from 3 exons. Gene Ontology annotation, molecular function: sequence-specific DNA binding; DNA-binding transcription factor activity.